AUCUAGUAUUAGAGAUUUUGAGAGAAAGUUUUUAACUACUCAUCGUUAUCUUUUUGAGAAAGACGUUGAAAACAUUAUUCCCGAAGAAAUAAUGAUCCAAUUUGUCCAUUUAUUGUCUUCCCAAAACGAUAGUCUUCAAAGUCUGGGUUCAUUACUGAAAAAGAUUAUAUUUAUUCUUAUUUUUACGGUUUGGGAUUUGCGAAAUUGGACAGCUCCAAAUCGAGCCACUGAGCUUCGAAAUAUAGAAUCCAUGACUAUAGGGUUAGGUUUUGGAUUUUUGGUUCCUAUUGUGGAAAACAUAAAUCUGGCAUGGGAUUCUGGGAAUGAGUCCAAUUCAACUGUAUUAGAAUGUUUGCCUGCUGUUUCUAUAUGGUGCCAAUAUCUGGGAACAUUAAUGGAUCUUUUAAGUCAGUUGUAUAGCUAUUCUAAAUCUAUUGAGAAAGAAAAUGAAAGGAUAGCAGGAAUAUUUUUAACGAAUAUGAGAAAUUUUUUCAAAUCAUUUGUCAGUAUUCUCAAUAACUCAAAGACUUGUGAUUUAUUGGGCGCGAAUUAUGACCUUGCAGAAUUGGCAAAACAUUCCAUUCUUGAGGAUAUGGAAUUUUUAGGGUCUUUUGAUAUUCUUCAUUAUGACGACUCUGUGGGACAAUUUACGCUAAUUGAUGAAGAAAGUAAGAAAAAAGAGCGUCAACAACGUAUGAUGAAAUUAAUGGCACAACAACGUUUAAAAGACGAAAUUGACACAAUGGAAAACAAGCUGCAGAAGUUCGGAGUUUCUUCUCGUCCCAACCAUAUUCCUCUUCCUGAAAACGCUGUAUCAAAGCCUAAAAUCUCGCAAAAACAAUGUGUUGUUGAUAUCAGCGUUAUUCUUAACCAUUUGAAUUCGGUUAAAAAUUGGGUUGCGGAUGAAAAGUGCACAGUGAUUGUACCUUUAGAUGUUAUUGAUUCCUUAGAUCUGAUCAAAAAGGGUAAUAAUCAAGAAAAU
Molecule: messenger RNA, 982 nt
Organism: Racocetra persica
Lineage: Eukaryota; Fungi; Glomeromycota; Glomeromycetes; Diversisporales; Gigasporaceae
Source: the annotation of a GenBank genome assembly